Exaiptasia diaphana is the source of this 672-nucleotide messenger RNA. RefSeq lists its product as uncharacterized. The transcript has 2 exons. Bases 31 to 642 code for a protein of 203 amino acids. The record is from RefSeq and is a predicted model, not a curated record. NCBI's taxonomy places the organism in Eukaryota, Metazoa, Cnidaria, Anthozoa, Actiniaria, Aiptasiidae.
CUGAACAUCGCGCUUCCAAAAUGAUCCAAAAUGAAGAUGUUAUGGCCCUUGCUUUUGCUCGUUUCGUCGAGUUUGUUUAUUAAUCAAGUUAUUUUUGCCCAAAAUGAAGGUGAAAACAUCCUGCCUUAUACUUUGCUCUUCUUGGAGUAUAAAUUGUCACCCAUAAGCAUUGAAGAACAAUAUGAAAUCUUUCAGGCCAACCCCUUCGCAUCCCCUAUUGUUGUCGAUUUUGAACGUCGUAAUUCAUCGCAGUCAUCGCAAGAAGGGAAUCAUCACACAUUUGAUUUAUAUCGUGCCAAAGCAGUCAAGUCACUGACGGAUCAGUUCCCAUUGACGUUUGUUGGUAUUAUUCGUAAACUGUUGCUCCAGUAUCAUUUAGAAGAAAACCCUCUCCCGGUUAAUACAUCAAGAUCAGUUUUUGAAGCCCGGGUUGAAGCCUACUCUGCUGAACUAGCUGUUCUAAGUUUCAGAGAAGACCAAAUAUAUCGCCAAGUACAUGUAAGUCAAGAAGUUCUGAAAGUUCAAGACCAGAAGUGCACAAUAUGGCCUAACAGUAACAAUUUAAUUACAAGUUUAUUCCAGCAAAGUAGUGGUAAUAUCAAGCUAUUACCAAAUAUGACACCAACAUGUCUUCCACCAUAAAAUUACUACAAUUUCUCAAUCAAAACACAC